This is a messenger RNA of Strongylus vulgaris, 321 nucleotides long. The record is from the annotation of a GenBank genome assembly. NCBI's taxonomy places the organism in Eukaryota, Metazoa, Nematoda, Chromadorea, Rhabditida, Strongylidae.
AUGCCGAAAGUUGCAGAAGAACGGUGUGGUCAUGAUUCUCAACUGGAGAAGAUCCCGACUGUCAUGGUCGAGCAGAUGCGUCUUCAACAAGAAGAAAUGAAGAUGCAGCACGACGAAAUGAAGUCAAUGUUCGCCACUCAUAGCCGCAAUCAAGGCGGUACCGUCCAGGACGCCAGCAAAGAUCAAUACGAUCAGCUGAGCAGGGACGUGCAGAAAUUUUCUCAGACAAAGAGACAGGUAACACAUUCACCUAUUGCUUCAACAGGUACAGACCGGUUAUACGCGACGCUUUGUUGCCGGGCAAUAAGAAGCGCGAUCUGA